Messenger RNA from Hemicordylus capensis (graceful crag lizard), 1417 nucleotides. RefSeq lists its product as uncharacterized. The transcript is spliced from 2 exons. The coding region runs from base 189 to 908 and encodes 239 amino acids. Lineage: Eukaryota; Metazoa; Chordata; Lepidosauria; Squamata; Cordylidae. The record is from RefSeq and is a predicted model, not a curated record.
GGAGGAGAUUUUCUGAGGAGAUUUUUACCGUACUUCCCUCUACUGUAUGCCUCAGCUUGCAGCCUGCCACCCCUACCGGUAUCGUUACGCCCCUGUCUGUGGGUCUCUCUCACCCCACACAAACACCAGGGGGAUAGGGGAAAAGCUUCAGCAAGCAGCCUGCUACUGAGCCAGGAGAGAUCACCACUAUGUCUUAUUUUCGGGGUAUGGCUUAUAUUACACAACUGCUUAGAAAUCCUUCUACGGCUUAUUUUAUGGACCGACCGAGCAGGCAGCAGCCAACCGCACCAGCCGCCUCUAGAGAAGCCCGGUGGGCGGCUGCCGCGAGCAGCAGGAAGCGGGGGAAAGGGAGGGCGCCGGGUGGCUCUGCGCGGCUGGAUCAGGACCGGGUUGUUCGCCUUCGCCUCCCUCUGCCUUCCCACUCGCCCUGCCCACCGCUCCGAGGGCGCCCCGUGUGUGCAACUGCUCAGCCGCCACGACGGAUGUUUCGGGGGCAUUCUUUCGGCCAGGAACCCAGGCAGCAGCAGCUCUGCCUCGAAUCCACCGCGAGCGGAGGAACUAGGAAGCGCCUCUCCUCGCUCUCGCUGCUGCAGCAGCGCUCAACGUGGGAUUUCUCGUCCGUGGGCAGCAGCAGCGACAGCGGUGGCGGCCUCUCCCGCCACCGGAGAUUAGAAAAUGGCUCCCCACUGCUGCCGCCAACUUGGAAACAGCCGCACGGUCGGGCUGUCCCUCUGGCCUGCCUUGCUCUCUGCGCCUCCUCCUCCCUCCCUCCCUCCCCCGCACGGCGCUUCUCGCUCUCCCUGCAGCCCACCGCCAGCUCUCCGCUCCCCUGCCCCGACUUUACUCCAGGCAGCACAGCAAGGAAGUGGGGCAAGUUCUCUCCUCCAGAGUAUGGGGACCAGGAUUAGAACUCCAGCAAGGAAGAGGUCUUGAGUGAGAGCAGAAGGAGGGCCAGAAGAGGGAACCCCUCUGACGCAAGACCCAUUCCAAGCAGGCUACCACCGAAGAAGGGUUGAAUAGCCACCCAGUCUUGCCGCCUCUUCGAUGCAGCUGUGCUGUCAUGGCAAUGGCCCGAGUUGCAAGGACGUCUGGGCUUUUCCUUUAUAUACAUAUAUUUAAAAAACACCACCUUGGCGGCGGUAGGGGGGGUGUUUCUUUGAAUUGCGGGCAACAUUGCAUGCAGAGUGGGAGGGCGUGUGGGACCAAGUGACCGGCGGCUGGGCUGGUUUUGCCUUGGGCAGACCGACAAAGUGCUACGUAUUGUCAAUCUAGGGAGGGUGGAGGGAUUGCAAGUCGCCCUCCUCUUCUGGAAGAGCUUUUAUUGCUUUUUGAGGUCCCGUCUUCAAUGGCCUCCCCCCUCCCCCUGCCCUUGCCUUUUGUUUUUGUUCAAUAAAUUGUUUUAAAAACUUGUUUUCUA